Ixodes scapularis (black-legged tick) is the source of this 987-nucleotide messenger RNA. RefSeq lists its product as uncharacterized. The record is from RefSeq and is a predicted model, not a curated record. The transcript has 4 exons. Bases 1 to 987 code for a protein of 328 amino acids. NCBI's taxonomy places the organism in Eukaryota, Metazoa, Arthropoda, Arachnida, Ixodida, Ixodidae.
AUGUUUUUUGUGGAUAAUUCGCAAUGUUGCCUGCACGAGAGCAGGCGCCCCGAUCAAGCUGUACAAGUAUCAGUACCUACAUUUGUCCCGGCUGUCGAGCGGAUGAAGUGGCGACGCAAAGAGCGCGACCUUAAAGCACUGAUUCGCCGUCUGAGACAGACUGUAGACAAAUACAAGCAAGAACUUGAAAAGCUCAAAGAAGACUGCUAUGUUUCCGCCUUUCUCAAUAUCCGCGAAAAGGCCAAUGAAAAAGACUUACAAGCAUCGAUCCUGUUGGAGCAAAUCCAAAAUUUUCAGAAGAAAAAGCCUACAUGGACGGAAAUGACAGUACGUCACGCAGUUAUACUGCGAAAUCUCUCAACGCGAGCGUACGAGCAUAUGAGGACCGAAGGCAUACUUCGCCUCCCAUGUCGAAGCACGUUAGAACGUUUCAUGGGCUCUUCACGCGGAGAAGUAGGUGUGACCGACCUAGUCAAGCAGAGGCUGCGUGCAGAACUGUCUUCCUACACUUCUUCCCAGAGUAGAACGAGUUCACUCAUCAUUGAUGAAAUGAGAGUGAAGCAGCGGCUUCUCUACGUAAAACAGAGGGAUGCGUUCAUCGGCGAAGUAGACUAUGGACAAGGCGUUCCUGUGGAAACAACAGAUGAGCCAGUGCUGGCAAACUCACUUUUGUGCUUCAUCCUGAGUGGCCUGUCAACAAGCUUUAGGAUACCAGUGGCUUAUUUUUUCACGAAAAAUUGCAAAGGCCGGGAGCUACACUUACUCAUGCGCCAAGUACUCAAGGAAGUUGAAGCUGUCGGCUUCGUUGUGGUAAGAGUUGUCACUGACAAUCACCGGAUAAAUGUCAUGGCAUUUCAACUUCUGUGUAACGGAACUUUGACGCACGUUCUGCCACACCCUGAAAAUCCAGACCGCAAGCUUUUUUUGGCGUUUGACCAAUGCCACCUGAUAAAAAACGUGCGGUCACAGUUUUUGCAGAGCACGUGA